Molecule: messenger RNA, 1443 nt
Organism: Gordionus sp. m RMFG-2023
Lineage: Eukaryota; Metazoa; Nematomorpha; Gordioida; Chordodea; Parachordodidae
Product: rRNA N6-adenosine-methyltransferase ZCCHC4-like
Exons: 6
Coding region: 38-1360 (440 amino acids)
Biological process (GO): rRNA methylation
Cellular component (GO): cytoplasm; nucleolus
Molecular function (GO): rRNA (adenine-N6-)-methyltransferase activity
Source: RefSeq, a predicted model, not a curated record
GUAAAUAUCAAAUUUAUAAAUACUAUUUAUCUACACAAUGGGCAAUUAUCAAUCAUUUUAUUUAUAUUCACACCCUGAGGGGGUAAGCUAUCCUACCCUUUUUGCACAAAAAAUGAAACAAUCAAACGUAGUUGAGGCAACAUUCGAUCAAAACGAUGAAUUAUAUUGCUCUCACGGUCCAACUUUGAAAUUUCUUAGGAAAAGUGAUGGGGAAGAAAAAUAUUUUUAUUCAUGCUCCGCUUAUAGAAGUAGAAAAGAGUGUGCCUUUUUUAAGUGGUCUACAGAUAAAAUCUCAAAUCAAUAUAAAGGCCGUUGGCUUGAUGACUACAGAACUUUUAAAAAAUUAGGCAUUCCACAUAAUAAAAGGUUUAAAUUAUAUCAAAAUAUGUUAAAAAAUGGAUCUAAAGCUUAUAAAAUAUGUAAUACAUGUAACAUUAUAAUUGGGCAUGAUCAAAAUAUUCAUAUUAAACAUGUUACUAAACCAACAUGUACAAUAAAUGAAACUAAAAUAAAUGAUAAUAAAUCGAUAUCAACUUUGAUACCCAUUCAACAAGACAAAAAAGAAGCUCAAUAUCAUUUUUCUCAAGAAACAAUCAAAUUUAUUGAACAUAUUAUAAAUAAAAUAGAUAUUGAUCCAAGGUUGACCUAUUUUUGGAAUGCAAACCAUUUUGCUCACUAUAAUUUUUGCAAUAAUCAUUUCUUCAAUCCAAAAGGAAGAGUUUAUUAUGAAAAUUUUUUAAUGAAUAACUGCAACAUAAAAAAUGAUGACCCUUUAUUAAUAAUAAUGGACCCACCUUUUGGUGUAUUAAUAGAAGUUCUUGCUAAUUCUUUAGACUUUAUUAUAAAAAAUGCAAAAAAAGUUAUACUUACAAACAAUUAUACUUCAAUGGGGAAUGACAUGCAUAUUCUAUUGGCAAACCCAUAUUACAUGAAAAAUUAUAUAUCAAAAUAUAUGAAAAACCUGGAAAUGCUGGAGUUUAAAGUAACAUAUGACAAUCACAAAAAGAAUGGAAUGAAUGACAUACUUAAAUCACCAAUCCGUCUAUUUACAUCUAUACCUUUAUCUGAAAUAUCUCUAACUCCUGACCUUUUACUCAACUACAAAAUCUGCGAUAAAUGUAACAAGAUGGUGUGCAGGGCCACCUGGCAUUGUCAAAUAUGCCGAACUUGUCCCAUUAAUAUCAGCUCCACCAAACAAUACAAACAUUGCCAUGCUCCAUCUUGCGACACUUGCGUUAAACCUAGUUUCGUUCAUUGUGCCGCUUGCGACAAAUGUCACCCUCCUGUCUCGACCUGCUGUCCUUUAAAAAACAUCGACUCUCAGAAAAACAAAAAGCCAAGAUUAUAUCGAAUAAACUGACCACAUUUUUUUUUGUUAAUUUGUUAAAAAAAAACAAUUUUUGUAUAAUAAUGUGUAAUGUCUGAAUAAUUAUUUGUUCAUUG